Messenger RNA from Coregonus sp. 'balchen', 12210 nucleotides. Lineage: Eukaryota; Metazoa; Chordata; Actinopteri; Salmoniformes; Salmonidae. The record is from the annotation of a GenBank genome assembly.
UUUGACCUGCACCCCAUGAGGUGAGGGCACAGUUGCUGGGAUGUCACCUCUCAUGUAUUAUCAUUAUACAGAUUCUGUAAUAACAGUGGUGUUAAGUUAAAUCUAGUUUCAUGUAUCCAGUCACAUUAACAGAUCAGAUUUUGAUCAUGAUCACUGCAUCAUGUUUCAUCAACAGGUUAAUAAGUACAUUACCUUUUGUUAUUUUCUUCUAGGGCCUUGAUGAUGAUGUCAAAGAGCAGCUUCCAGCCUCCCAAACUAAAGGACAAGACCAAAUGGUAGAAGUUACUUUACAAUUUAAAAGUAAUAUGAACUACAGACCUGAAAGUAUAUACUGUAUGUUACAGUGAGUGUCCAGGAGCCUAUGUGGCAAUAACCAGAGGUCUAUCUGUUUAGGUCUGCUGACUUUCACACCUUUGUGAAAAUAUCCCUCACCAAGAACCCUCGCAAAAGGCCCACUGCAGAGAAACUGUCACAGGUACUAUCUCAAAGAGUUCCAUCCUUUUGAGGAGAGCAAGAAGAUAGCAUCAAUGUUACUAAAAAAAACUGUUGAAUUCAUGUCCCUAGUGAAGAAACUGUUCUAUAGUCCUUCGGGUGAGACACACUCCCCACAUGACCUAGGUUUUCUCCUCAGCACCCCUUUGUGAGUCAGCUGCUGACCAGGACCCUGGCCAUCGAACUGCUGGACACGGCCAGCAACCCUGUUCUGCAAACCACACACACUAUGGACGAGAGUGAUCUUGAUGUGAGCUCCUCCCCUCCCCUAUCCUCUCCUCACCUCACCUUUCCUUUCCUAAAAUGUGUGCUUGGGCACAACAAUCUAUGAUGUGGAUUACUAUACUACUAAGAUGAAUAUGUCACUAAUGCUCUGUAUGUGCUGUGUAUGUUGUUGUGUGGGUUUGCAGACAUGCAGUGCAUUCCCUGAUAAGAUCCAAUCCUUAGCGAAACACCUGCCGGUCCAAAGGACUCAUUCUGAGGAGCAGUGUGAGUAACUACAGAUGUAGGAUCUUAAUUUGAUCACCAUGUUGCAGGAGAACAUUCCUGCAAUGCAGGGAAUGUAAAACAUGUAGUGUAUGAGGGUUAAAAAGGCUUCUGAAGUUUGUAAUUUGCGCAUAGAAAUGUCAGACUUGAUCUUCCCUUACGAAAAAUGUAUCAACCUCUACAAAAAUGUCCAUUAAUUAUAUUCCACAUAAUAACUAACAUAUCCAGUUGCUGCAGGAUUGUUUUCCUGAUGUAGCAAACUGGCUCAAAUUAAGAUACGGCAUCUGUAUAGCCUCUCAGAUCCUUGCCCUCUAAGCACAGCUCCUCAAGGACUCUGGAGUUACUGAUGAGCCAUUGUUAUGGCCAAUGUAGCGUUACAUUACAGCAUGCAGGGGCAAGCAGCCAAGGUCAGGAGGACACAAGGGGAUAGUCACUGGCACCAAGACUAAGCAUCCAUUCACACAAAAUGAAAGAAAAUGAAAGAGAGUAGUGUGAGAACAAGUGUGUGUUUUUGUUUACCGGUAUCUCAUAUCAUUGUCAUAACAAAAAAUAUAUGAUUACGAUGAUAAUGAUGAUUAUCUACUACAGAGUAUUUAAUAUUUUAAAGGUGUUAUUCUGGAUCAUAAUUGUAUAUGUGCUGAUUAUUUGACUGGGUGUUUUCCAGUUGGUCUGCUCAAAUUUGGCCCUCCCAUGAGGAAGGAGACCGAGCGCUCUCCGGACCUGGUGAGGAUCAUCUGUGUCUAACCGCUAUGUUUUACAAACAGCAUGUUGAACAUAGAAAAACAAUCUGUUUAUUUGUCAAGUUGUCAGUACAUCAACAUAUUUUCCCCAACAGGGAUCGUAUGACGAAUGGAGCAUUACAGGAGAUGAGAACAACUCCCCGUAAGCUAUUAUUUCUCAAACCUCCUAUGUGACGUCAGCUGUAAUAAAUCACUAAUGAAAGCAACAAUAACUGAAUCUACUCUACAUUUUGAGGUGCAGAAGUCUACUGGAGUGUGUUGAGGAAGCAUUACUUGAAAGGUGAGGCUAAAAUACUUCCCAUAUACAUCUCUUUAUAGCACUUACCUACCUACUGUAUUGUGUCUGUAAGGCAAAACACCCUUACCUACCUACUGUAUUGUGUCUGUAAGGCAAAACACCCUUACCUACCUACUGUAUUAUGUCUGUAAGGCAAAACACCCUUACCUACCUACUGUAUUAUGUCUGUAAGGUAAAACACCCUUACCUACCUACUGUAUUAUGUCUGUAAGGUAAAACACCCUUACCUACCUACUGUAUUGUGUCUGUAAGGCAAAACACCCUUACCUACCUACUGUAUUAUGUCUGUAAGGUAAAACACCCUUACCUACCUACUGUAUUAUGUCUGUAAGGCAAAACACCCUUAUCUACCUACAGUCGUGGUCAAAGGUUUUGAGAAUGACACAAGUAUUGGUCUCCACAAAGUUUGCUGCUUCAGUGUUCUUAGAUCUUUAUGUCAGUAGUUACUAUGGUACACUGAAGUAUAAUUACAAGCAUUCCAUAAGUGUCAAAGGCUUUCAUUGACAAUGACAUUCAGUUUAUGCAAAGAGUCAAUAUUUGCAGUAUUGACCCUUCUUUUUCAAGACCUCUGCAAUCCGCCCUGGCAUGCUGUCAAUUAACUUCUGGGCCAAAUCCUGACUGAUGGCAGCCCAUUCUUGCAUAAUCAAUGCAGAAGUUGUGGGUUUUUGUUUGUCACCCGCCUCUUAAGGAUCGACCACAAGUGCUCAAUGGGAUUAAGGUCUGGGGAGUUUCCUGGCCAUGGACCCAAAAUUUCGAUGUUUUGUUCCCCGAGCCACUUAGUUAUCACUUUUGCCUUAUGGCAAGGUGCUCCAUCAUGCUGGAAAAGGCAUUGGUCGUCACCAAAUUGUUCUUGGAUGGUUGGGAGAUGUUGCUCUCUGAGGAUGUGUUUGUACCAUUCUUUAUUCAUGGCUGUGUUCUUAGGCAAAAUUGUGUGAGCCCACUCCCUUGGCUGAGAAGCAACACCACACAUGAAUGGUCUCAGGAUGCUUAACUGUUGGCAUGACACAGGACUGAUGGUAGCGCUCACCUCAGGUGUUUUCCGGACAAGGUGUUUUCCGGAUGGCCCAAACAAUCGGAAAGGGGAUUCAUCAGAGAAAAUGACUCUACCCCAGUCCUCAGCAGUCCAAUCCCUGUACCUUUUGCAGAAUAUCAGUCUGUCCCUGAUGUUUUUCCUGGAGAGAAGUGGCUUCUUUGCUGCUCUUCUUGACACCAGGCCAUCCUCCAAAAGUAUUCGCCUCACUGUGCAUGCAGAUACACUCACACCUGAGUCCGAUCCCGCAGCUGAAUCAACUUUAGGAGACGGUCCUGGCGCUUGCUGGACUUUCUUGGGCGCCCUGACACCUUCUUCACAACAAUUGAACCUCUUACUAGCAGCAAUAUCCUUGCCUUGUGAAGCCCUUUUUGUGUAAAGCAAUGAUGACGGCACGUGUUUCCUUGCAGGUAACCAUGGUUGACAGAGGAAGAACAAUGAUUUCAAGCACCACCCUCCUUUUAAAACUUCCAGUCUGUUAUUCUGACUCAAUCAGCAUGACAGAGUGAUCUCCAGCCUUGUCCUCGUCAACACUCUCACCUGUGUUAACGAGACAAUCACUGACAUGAUGGCAGCUGGUCCUUUUGUGGCAGGGCUGAAAUGCAUUGGAAAGGUUUUUUAGGAUUAAGUUCAUUUUCAUGGCAAAGAGGGACUUUGCAAUUAAUUGCAAUUCAUCUGAUCACUCUUCAUGACAUUCUGGAGUAUAUACAAAUUGCCAUCAUCAACACAGAGGCAGCAGACUUUGUGGAGACCAAUACUUGUGUCAUUCUCAAAACUUUUGACCAUGACUGUACUGUAUUCUAUUCCUAAUGUAUUAUAUUUUGCAAAAAGGAACAAAAUAUAAUUUCCAUUACAAACAAACAUACCAAGUAAGCUGAAUGCAAGGGAAUUUAAAACAAUACUGCACAUCCACACAACUAGACAUGUUUCAUUCCCAUAACAUAGUAUAUUUGUGUCUGUUUGAUAUUCUUUGCAGGAGGUUAACCAUAAAGAGAGCGCCCUCUGCUGAGGUGAGAGAGAACUACAGACUAUCAUCAGCCUCUCAGGCACUCAACACUGUUUCUUUGGAACCACACAAGUGUCUGUGUUCAUCUGUUGCAGCACUCUCCUGAAGAUGAGGAUAUGGAUAAAUGUGGCACAGUGAAGAGGAGUGGGGUCCUCAGCCCUGCCCCAAGGCAUACCAUCCCCCCAUCCACUGCCUCUACUCCUCCCGUAGAAUCUACUGUCAACUGUGACUCAACCCCUCCGACUGUCACACCUCCAUUCACAGACCCCACCCUGGCUGAACCCUCUCUCUUCAACUCUACCAUCUUUUCUGACCUCUCAUUUUCCUCCUACUGCUCGUCUGAAGGUACAGCACCACACACAACACAUCCAGGAAAACUGAAACAAUCUAUGACGUCAUCGCGUAACAAGUAGUGGAAUCAACUGCUUUUCAUGUAUACUAUCUGCAUGACCAAAAGUCUCACACCCAUUAUCCUGAGAAGCUAUGCUGCACUGAUGGGUCUGUGUGUUCCUGCAGAGGGCAGUGAGCCAGAAGGACGGAGGCUGGGAGAGACACCCUGCAUGGCCCAGGGGCCCCCACUGUCUCCAGAAUGGAGCACGCUCAGGAGGAAAACUGAGGACUCGGUGAGUCACCAUCAACAAGUUACUGACAGCACUCUUAAAUGCAUAUUUUGUACACACGAUGACAGAUUAUUCUAUCGUGGAAUUUUUGUCUUCUUCAGAGAGGUGAUUGCCAUGGACUUCCACCCACGCCCAAAGUGCAUGUAAGUCAAGAUGUCUGGAUAUAUAGCCACCAAAAAUAAAAGAAUGUAUCGUUUUAAUGUCACGUGCACAAGUACAGUGAAAUGCCUUUCUUGCAAACUCAAAACCCAACAAUGCAAUAAUCAUAACAAUUUAAUACUAGGAAAAAAAAAACACGAGAAAUAAGAAGAACACAAUAAGUAAGUAAGUAAGCAUUCUAUAUACAGGGUCAGUUCCAAUACCAUAUUUACAAUGUGCACGGAUACGGGAGUGAUGGGGUAAGGGGUAAGGGGACUAGGUAACAGGAUAUAAGAUAAACAGAGUAGCAGCAGCUUGUAUGUGAGUGGGUGUGUGUAGAGUCCGUAUAAAUGUAUGUGCAUAUUAUGUGUGAGUGAGAAGAUGAUGGAGUGAGUGUGUAUGUAAGGCCCUGUGAGUGUGCAUAGAGACAGUGCAAAAAUAAAAGGUAAAUAAAGAUACAAGGUUAACUCAGAUAGUCCGUGUAGCUAUUUAGUUAGCUAUUUAUCAGUCGUAUUGCUUGGGGAUAGAAGCUGUUCAAGAGCCUGUUGGUGCCAGACUUGAUGCACCGGUACCGCUUGCCGUGUGGAAGCAGAGAGAAUAGUCUAUGGCUUGGGUGGUUGGGAUCUUUAAUGAUUUUCCUGGCCUUCCUACCUGAUAUAGACGUCCUGGAUGGCAGAGAGCUCGGCCCCAGUGAUGUACUGGGCUGUCUGCACCACCCUCUGUAGCACCAUGCGAUCGAGGGCGGUGCUGUUGCCAUACCAAGCAGUGAUGCAGCCGGUCAAGAUGCUCUCAAUGGUACAGCUGCAGAACUUUUUGAGGAUUUGAGGGCCCAUGCCAAACGUUUUUCAACCUCCUGAAGGGGGAAGAGGCGCUGUUGCGCAUGUUAGGACCAUUUUAAGUCUUCAGUGAUUUGGAACUUGAAGCUCUCAACCUGCUCCACUGCAGCCCCGUCGAUGUGGAUGGGGGGCCUUCUCGCCCCCCCCAUUUCCUGUAGUCCACGAUCAGCUCCUUGGUCUUCCUGACGUUGAGGGAGAGGUUGUGGUUCUGGCACCACACUGCCAGGUCACUGACCUCCUCCCUGUAGGCUGACUCAUCGUCGCCGGUGAUCAGGCCUACCACCGUCGUGUCGUCAGCAAACUUGAUGAUGGUGUUGGAGUAGUGCGUGGCCACACAGUCGUGGGUGAACAGGGAGUACAGGAGGGGACUAAGCACACACCCCUGUGGGGCCCCUUGUUGAUGGUCAGCGUGGCGGAGGUGAUUGUGCCUACCCUCACCACCUGGGGUCGGCCCGUCAGGAAGUCCAGGAUCCAGUUGCAGAGGGAGGUGUUCAGACCCAGAGUCCUAAGCUUGGUGACGAGCUUGGAGGGGACAAUGGUGUUGAACGCUGAGCUGUAGUCAAUGAACAGCAUUCUCACCUAGGUAUUCCUUUCAUCUAGGUGGGUGAGGGCAGUGUGGAGAGCAAUUGAGAUUGCAUCUAUGGAUCUGUUGGGGCGGUAUGCAAAUUGGAUUGGGUCUAGGGUGUCUGGGAUGGUGGAGUUAAUGUGUGCCAUAACCAGCCUCUCAAAGCACUACAUGAUUACAGAAGUGAGUGCUACAGGGCGGUAGUCAUUGCGGCAUGAAGCCUUACAGUUCUUGGGGACAGGAAUGAUGGUGGUCAUCUUAAAACCUGUGGGGAUUACAGACUGGGACAGGGAGAGGUAAGGACGGUGAAUACGCCUGCCAGCUGGUCUGCGCAUGCUCUGAGAACGCGCCCUGGAAUACCGUCGGGCCCCACGGCCUUGCGGGUGUUGACCUGAUUAAAGACUUUUCUCUGGGUCGGUGACGGCCCUCACACCCGGCACGAUGUUGUUGUCAAAGCGUGCAUAAAAUGCAUUGAGUUCGUCUGGUAGAGAGGUAUCAUUGGGCAGAUCACGGUUGGGUUUUCCUUUGUAAUUCGUAAUGGACUGUAUCCGCUGCCACAUGCGGCGUGUGUCGGAGCCUGUGUAAUAUGAUUCCACCUUAUUCCUAUAUUGUCCUUUUGCUCGUUUGAUGACUCUGCGGAGGUCAGUGCGGGACUGAAAUUAUGCAUAUUGACCCACACAAUCUUUUCCAGAUGGGGGCCUGUUUUUCCAAGGUGUUUAAUGGCUGUCCAUUGAAGAUUCACUGUGCUGUCACAUGGGUCCUGCCAAAGACUAAAGGUACGCACAGGUUAUAAAGACUAACAAGAGGUAAAUAGAGCUUCUGUCAAACCAGUCAGAUCUCAGGAAGAAUGUCUGACUGUCCUCCCUCAGAUCAACACCUCAUCCUGGGGACAGAGGAGGGCAUCUACACCCUGAACCUCAACGAGCUCCAUGAGGACACCAUGGAGAAGGUAGCUACCAUCAAUUGUACAAUUAUUAUUCUUUUUAAACACAAUAAAGCUCUACCCAUCAGUUGUUCUUAUGAUUAUUAUUGUUUUUCAGUUAUUACCCCAGAGGUGCAGCUGGCUGUAUGUCAUGAACAACGUGCUAAUGUCUAUCUCGGGUAGGGCCCUCAGUGUCCCCACAACACCAACAAUUACAACACACCCUAAUACUUAUGCUCUAUCUAGAUGUGUGUGUUGACUGUCUUUGUGCUCCGUAGGAAAAUCAUCCCAGCUGUGCUCCCAGAGGCUGACCACCCUGUUUGACCAGCGUAGACACCUGCAGAAGAGGCAGGGCCACCUGUACAUCAACACCCACCGCCUCACUGAGAGGAUCAACUCAAGGUAUGGACACCCCACCCCUUGUCAGAGGGGGGCUGUAGUGAAAAUACCAAUGAUUUAUAUAUACACUAGAUGACUAUGAUGGCUGUGUUGAAGCCAUGGUGACUCAAUCUUGGCAUUCCACCAUCAUUCACAAAAAUAUUUUUGGAAGCUAUAGAAAUUCAUUUCUUAAUGUCUAAAUUUGUUUUUGCCACAUUUAUUAUAUUACAGACACCUUAAUGCAUACCUUUAAAUUAUAUUAUGUGAGCUAAACAUAAAAAUAGAAAAUGAAAAAAUAUAUAAAAACAUUUUCCUUGGUGUAAUUGUUUUUAGAUUACUAAUGUAACUGUCCCCACUACAUCAAGAAAAUACUAAAUACAUGUAAUUUGGACCUUGAAACAUUUUAAUUGAAAUACUGUAUAAUUUCAGUAAUUCCUAUGGAGGUCUGCUCCUACUGGGGAGUGAUAAUAUGGCGAACCAGUGGCUUCAAAGCCUCUCAAUGGCCAAUACAUAGCAUCAGCAAUCCAGGGUUUAUAUACAUCAUUGGAAAAUACCCAAGCACUGUUGCUUUUCACUGAUACUAACAUGAGAGGAAGGGAAAUUAUCCUUGAAAUUGUACCAAAAAAAAUGUCAUGUUAAUGUGUUCUCUGUUUUAGAAAGUUUUCUGUGUCUGGGAAGAUACCAGACACCAAAGGCUGUCGACGCUGCAGUGUUGGUAGGAAACAUGUUAUUUUAGUCUAAAAUGGAGGUGUACUGUACAGUCUUUAUGACUAAGACGACAUCUCUCUCUCCCUCCUGCCUUAACUUCUCAGUGCAUAACCCGUACACUGACAGUACAUUUCUGUGUGCUGUUGUACCAACUGGCCUAGUCCUACUGCUGUGGUAUGAGCCUCUUCAGAAGUUCAUGCAACUCAAGGUGUGUGAUCCCAAUGCAAUGUUAGAAUUGCUUUUUAAAAUAUAUAUACAGUGCCUUCGGAAAGUAUUCAGACCCCUUGACUUUUUCCAUAUUUUGUUACGUUACAGCCUUAUUCUAAAAUGGAUUAAAUCGUUUUUUUCCCCCUCAUCAAUCUACACACAAUACCCCAUAAUGACAAAGCAAAAACAGGUUUUUAGAAAUGUAUGCAACAAAAAAAACUACAACAAACUAAUAUCACAUUUACACAAGUAUUCGGACCCUUUACUCAGUACUUUGUUGAAGCACCUUUGGCAGCAAUUACUGCCUUGAGUGUUCUUGGGUAUGAUGGUACAAGUUUGGCACACCUGUAUUUGGGGAAUUUCUCCCAUUCUUCUCUGCAGAUCCUCUCAAGCUCUGUCAGGUUGGAUGGGGAGCGUUGCGCACAGCUAUUUUCAGGUCUCUCUCCAUGUUCGAUCGGGUUCAAGUCCAGGCUCUGGCUGGGCCACUCAAGGACAUUCAGAGACUUGUCCCGAAGCCACUACUGCAUUGUCUUGGCUGUGUGCUUAGGGUCGUUGUCCUGUUGGAAGGUGAACCCUCGCCCCAGUCUGAGGUCCUGAGUGCUCUGGAGCAGGUUUUCAUCAAGGAUCUCUGUACUUUGCUCCGUUCAUCUUUGCCUCGAUCCUGACUAGUCUCCCAGUCCCUGCAGCUGAAAAACAUCCCCACAGCAUGAUGCUGCCACCACCAUGCUUCACCGUUGGGAUGGUGCUAGGUUUCCUCCAGACGUGACGCUUGGCAUUCAGGCCAAAGAGUUCAAUCUUGGUUUCAUCAGACCAGAGAAUCUUGUUCUCAUGGUCUGAGAGUCUUUGGGUGCAUUUUGGCAAACUCCAAGCCGGCUGUCAUGUGCCUUUUACUGAGGAGUGGCUUCCGUCUGGCCACUCUACCAUAAAGGCCUGAUUGGUGGAAUGUUGCAGAGAUGGUUGUCCUUCUGGAAGGUUCUCCCAUCUCCACAGAGGAACUCUGGAGCUCUGUCAGAGUAACCACCGGGUUCUUGGUCACCUCCCUGAACAAGGCCCUUCUCCCCCGAUUGCUCAGUUUGGCCGGGCGGCCAGCACUAGGAAGAGUCUUGGGGGUUCCAGACUUCUUCCAUUUAAGAACGAUGGAGGCCACUGUGUUCUUGGGGAACUUCAAUCCUGCAGAAAUGUUUUGGUACCCUUCCCUAGAUCUGUGCCUCGACACAAUCCUGUCUCGGAGCUCUACGGACAAUUCCUUCUACCUCAUGGCUUGGUUUUUGCUCUGACAUGCCCUGUCAACUGUGGGACCUUAUAUAGACAGGCGUGUGCCUUUCCAAAUCAUGUCCAAUCAAUUGAAUUUACCACAGGUGGACUCCAAUCAAGUUGUAGAAACAUCUUAAGGAUGAUCAAUGGAAACAGGAUGCACCUGAGCUCAAUUUCGAGUCUAAUAACAAAGGGUCUGAAUACUUAUGUAAAUAAGAUAUUUCUGUUUCCUAUAUUUAAUAAAUGUGCAAAACUUUCUACAAAUCUGUUUUCGCUUUGUCAUUAUGGGGUAUUGUGUGUAGAUUGCUGAGGAUUUUUAUUUAUUUAAUCAAUUUUAGAAAAGGCUGUAACGUAACAAAAUGUGGAAAAAGUCAAGGGGUCUGAAUACUUUCCGAAGGCACUGUAUAUAGAAAAGCAUCGCAUAGCAUUCCGACAAUGUCUGUUCCGCUCUCUCCUUCCCCUCUAGUACAUAGCCAUCAGUCUCCCAGAAACCCUCCCCAUCUUUGAGCUGCUUGUCCUGGAGACUGAUGAGCUGCCACAGGUGUGUGUGGGUGUGAGCAGGCUACAGGCCCCUGUCAAGACCUGUGAGCAGCUCCACUUUGACAUCAUCCACCUGAAUGACACACCAAGAGCCCAGUCAGGUACUGUAGAUGGAAUUGAUGUUAUUAUUAGUAUGAUAAUCACCCUCCAUCACUAACUGGAUCUUUAAUCCAGUUUUAAUCUAGACAAAGAUCAGCAGAGUGUACAAGCUGUGAUGCUAUUGUUUAUGUGACGUUUUCACAGAUAGUCGAUCUCUGAAGGUGAUGCAGGUCACCCAGCUGGACAGAGACACAGUUCUGAUCGCUCUGGAGAGUGAGUUCAUUAUUUUUUUUCCAAUAGUCUUCUUUCAGUAUAAUUUGGUCAAGACCUUUGACUCUGCUUUCAGUAUCAUUUGGUCAGGAACAUUGACUCUGCUUUCAGUAUCAUUUGGUCUGGAACAUUGACUCUGCUUUCAGUAUCAUUUGGUCAGGAACAUUGACUCUGCUUUCAGUAUCAUUUGGUCAGGAACAUUGGAUGUGCUAGUGUUCUGUUCAGAGCGCUAAAGACCCUUGAAUGAAGGAAAAAAAGCAAAGAGUGAAUUGUGACCGUUUUUCCAUUGUACCUUUGCAGAUACUGUGAACAUUGUGAACCUGGACGGCAGCCCAAGCAAAGGGAUGACCUCAAAGUUGACCUUUGACUUUUCCAUUGAGACUCUUGGUAAGGAAAUGCGUUCUGCAUUAUAAUCAUUUAGCUUGGUGUCUUUGGAUUGGAGCAGUGGAGGCUGCUGAGGGGAGGACAGCUCAUAAUAAUGGCUGGAAUGGAGUCAAUGGAAUGGUAUCAAACAUGUGGUUUCCAUGUGGUUGAUACCAUUCCAUUGACUCCAUUCCAGCCAUUACUAUGAGACGUCCUCCCCUCAGCAGUCUCAACUGGAUUGGAGGUGACUAAAUUGUUCUUUGCAGUAUGUUUGCAGGACAGUGUUCUGGCCUUCUGGAAGCAUGGUCUUAAAGGUAGAAGCUUACAUGGUGAUGAGGUAAUGCAGAACACGUUUUUCAUGCCAGGCCAGCUUUUCAGUAUUGUCAGACUGUAUUGUCAACUCUCCUAUUGACAAUAAAAUGACGUUGUGACACCUGUGACAUUUUUCAUAGGUUACACAAGAGAUCACGGAUGAAAGUCGAAUAUUCAGAGUCUUGGGAACCUCAAGGCAUGUCUCUUAAUUAUAGGAGUUUGAUUGCAAUUCGAUAACAAAACAUUUAUGUCAAAUCAUUGAAGCAAAAUAAAAAGAUGUGUUGCACAUUAACGUAUGCUUUCAUUCCUCAGGGACAUUAUCUUGCAGAGUACUCCCACGGACAAUCCAUCAGCCUUAAGCAACUUGUACAUCCUGACAGGUCAUGAGAGUAGCUACUGAGGAAAUCAGAGAAUGGAGGACAUUCUGUCUCAAGGAAGUACACAGCAGUCUCCUGCUACUCCUAAAAAGACAAGCGCAAAGUCAAUAAGGAUGGAACAAGGAGCAAAACUGCUUACAAUGGCGAGUUGUUUGCAGAAGAGACACUGCAGGAACUGUCUGAGCUGUGAUUGGAGCGGGGUCUCCUCAGUCUCUCUUCACAUCCAUGUGCCAAAUGGACCUGUGAAUAUCGGUGGUUCUUAACAUUGCCAGUGGUCUAGGCUACAUAAAGAUCUGGGCAAGGAUUUAAAACCACACUUGUGUGCAUUCAUCAGACUGGUUGUGACUGGGGGAAAAAAAAAUGUAUACUGAAUCUCAAGACUGUCUGAGUCUGCAGUAACCCAAUACCAGUCUGGACAAUACUUUCCCAUAUGGCUGCUGUGUCAGUACUGAAGGCAAGUAAAGUACAGGACCCAGUGUCCAUGGUGUGAGGUGGAAAGCAAUGGUAUCAUGCAGUAGCAGCUCUGUGUGUAGGCUACCUGAGAAGAAGUUAUAUGCAGUGAAAAACAUUUAUUCACCAUGGGGUCAUGCACAGGAGGCUGCUGAGGGGAGAACGGCUCAUAAUAAUGU